Messenger RNA from Arabis nemorensis, 465 nucleotides. Lineage: Eukaryota; Viridiplantae; Streptophyta; Magnoliopsida; Brassicales; Brassicaceae. The record is from the annotation of a GenBank genome assembly.
AUGGUGUCGCGAAUCAAGCUUCUUCCUCUCGCUAUUUCUCUUCUUCUCGUUGUUUCAACGAUUGUUCAAGCCACCAUCGAUGUCCAUUACUGUGAGGAGAACACAGAGUAUGAAGUAAAAGUGAAAGAAGUUGAUAUAUCUCCUGAUCCUAUAGCUCGUGGCGAGCCAGCUACUUUCACCAUCUCUGCAAACACAGGUCGUGGGAUUUCGAGUGGGAAGUUGGUGAUUGAAGUUUCAUACUUUGGAUGGCAUGUUCACUCUGAGACACAUGAUCUUUGCACUGAGACAACUUGUCCGGUUGAAACCGGAGAUUUCUUGGUUGCUCACUCUCAAGUUCUUCCUGGUUAUACUCCUUCUGGUUCGUACGCGCUGAAAAUGAAGAUGCUUGAUGCGCAGAACAAGGAGUUAACGUGCAUUAAAUUCUCGUUCUACGUUGGAUCCGGACCAUCUGUGGCUGACAUUUAG